AUGAUUAUUUUAACACACUUAAAGUUUGGAGUUUUAUUCCUUGCUCUCGGAGUAUUAUUAUCAUGCGAUUUGGCUUCGUCUCACUGGACAAAAAAAUUGAAACAUAGAGAUGUUUCAAGACGUCAAAUUAAAUUUACUCAACCGAACCUUUGCGAUAAGGGUACACAGAGGUAA
Racocetra fulgida is the source of this 174-nucleotide messenger RNA. Lineage: Eukaryota; Fungi; Glomeromycota; Glomeromycetes; Diversisporales; Gigasporaceae. The record is from the annotation of a GenBank genome assembly.